AUAUAUAUAUAUAUAUAUAUAUAACUGUUCACUUGACAAUUUGCCAAAAGUUUUCAGCUUUCAUUAAAUGAAAUUAAAUUCUUGUAGAUCAUUAACCAUGUACAGUUUUAUGUACAUGUUUUGAAGUUGCUUUUUGACGUGAUGGUUAAUUAUACAACCUGACAGUCCCUAGUCAGAGUGUAAGAUUUGAACCUGUUGGUUGAAGGUUGAAUGCUUUCAUCACCAAGCUGUUUAGUUUACAUAAGUGCACUACUUGCUUGGUCAAAGUUUUAUGAAAAUGAACUGAGGCGGGAAAAAGCUCUUCGUCAACAAAUUGAACAAAAGCUUAAAGUUAUAAAAUCACUUACACCGGCGAUGUUAAAAAGUGGUGAAUUAGAAGCAGAUCACAUACUGAAAGAUUUAGGGCAGAAACGACGUUUUUCUCGAAUCAUUGUGCAUGUGGAUAUGGAUGCAUUUUAUGCAGCUGUUGAAAUACGUGAUCAACCCGAACUUAGACAUCAUCCAGUUGCUGUCGGUAGUAACAGUAUGCUAUCUACAAGCAAUUAUAUCGCUCGACGAUUUGGCGUACGUGCUGGUCUACCUGGAUUCUUAGGCAAAAAACUUUGUCCUCAACUGAAAAUUAUACCGUGUGAUUUUGUAAAGUAUACUGCAGCUAGUCGUGUAGUACGAUCUAUUUUAAUGGAAUACAGUGUUUCUGCUGGGAGUGCACGAAAUUCCUGUGAAUCAGAUAAUAUUCCAUUUUCGGCGGUCAGUUUAGAUGAAGCGUAUCUAGAUAUAACAGAUCAUUUGGUAGACCGUUCUGAUUUUCCUGUUGAACGACGUACAUUUUGGCCUAGACCAGCACCUGGAGCACCUAUGUUGGUUUGUCGUUGUCGGUCACGUUCUAAACAUCCACAAUCUCAUUUGAGUAGUAGCUGCACUGAUGACCAAUCCGAAAUUCUUAUAGAUGAUAAUUCUGAGAGUAAUUCUAAUUCUUGUCAAGAAGCAGAUAAAUCAUCUGAUAAGCUAUCUGUACGUAUAAUAAAACCGAAAUACUCUGAUCCUGAACUAGAUGUAUGCACUGAAUGUGGAUUACUUUGUAAAUCUGGUCGUCGAAUAUUUGGUUUAUCAGCUUGGGAAGCUGUUCGAGAAAUGCGAUUUCGUGUUUUUUGUGCUACACGUCUUACUUGUAGUGCUGGUCUUGGUCCGAAUACAUUGAUUGCGAAAAUCGCCUCCGAUUGGAUAAAACCAUGUGGGCAACAUGAAAUCGCUAAUACAUUAGAAGCUGUCGAUAAAUUUAUGCAAACUAUGCCUGUGAGAAAAGUUCCAGGGAUUGGACAUGUUACAGAACGUCGACUAGAUGCUUUUGGAAUUAAAACGUGUGCUGAUUUAAUUGAUAAACGUGGUUUACUCUGGCAUGUAAGCACUAAAAUAUCAAUGGUUUACUACAUGCGUAUUGCAUUAGGACAUUCUGAUGAUCGUUGGUUAAUUAAUGUAAAAAAUCAUUUUGAUGAGAAGUCAAAUAAACCUUUUGGAUUUAUUGAUAAUGAUUCAGAAAAUAUUGUUCCUUCUGCACAAGGUCAAGUAGAAUUGAAUAGAAAGAGUAUGAGUGUAGAAAGAACAUUUUCAGAUACAUCCGAUGAAAGUGAAUUAAUGCAUCGUUGUGAACAACUUGCUCAAAUGUUAUCAACUGAUUUAAAAGAGGAACAUGUCAAGACAUUUUGUGAGACAGAUCAAUUGCGUAUAGAUUUAUCAAAAUCAUAUUAUGAAGACUACAUUUCAGGGUGAUAUAAUUAUCUUAAUAUGUCUCGGUUACUGGAUGAAAUCUGAAAUUAUGUCAAAUUAAUGCAGUAUGUCAUUUUAUAAUACUUUUGACGUUGUCAAGGCUAAGUGGAGGGGACGCGUAAAAGCCUCAGUACUCAAGUCGACGUGUGUUUCAAAUGAAAUUUAUUAAUCCAGCUCAUAUAUUGCAAAAAGGUACAAAGAUGCAGUACAAUAAAUACACACAUAUAUUAUAACAAUGACGACUAUUUAUGGGACUUUCAAGAAAUUUUACUCAAUAUACAACAAUGGUUCAAAAUAGCCUAGAAUCACUAACGAGCGCUAAUCAGUAAUUAAGACAAACAAUUAAAGCAAGAUAUUAACAGUAUAUCUAGAUGAAAUACGUUAUCAAAUGAUUUAAAUCUCAUUUCCUUGACAUAGACGUUCAUAAAGAAGUAGAGCAUUCAUUCAUAAACAAGUCUCAAAUAUACAGUUGGAGAGGUAAGAAUAAAAUGCGGAAUUGAUGAAUUAUUAAGGUAAAAGGACGAAUCAAAUAUAUAAAUAGGAAAGGGAAGUGAUAAUGCAGUAUCACAGGAUUUUAAUCAUGUAUGAUUAGUCGGUCGGAAUUAUAUCCUGUCUUCUUCUAUAUUCGGAAACUAUUUGUUGGAUGUUGUUUCAGGGUAUUAUUCACCUAAAAUUGACGCUUACAAUUAUUUUAAUGUAGUUAACAGUUUAUAGAUUUUGAGACUGAACAAUGUGACUCCUUUUGGAUUACUCGGAUCAGUUUACUGUGAUUGAUUUACACAUCAUACAAAAUAAUUAGACAAGAAGAGAGAGAUUUUGAACUAAGUAUUAAUUAAGGAAUUAGAUGUUAUCCUUUUUAACUUAUAUAUUGAACAUAUACUGACAACUCAAUAAUUACACAAUUGUGAAAUGCUUUGAGCCAUUUUAACUAACUAUCUGCAAUCGCUCAUCUGUUGACCUUCAACAAACGCUCUGUAGAAAACAUGGUCUCCUUCACAGGUCUUUGGCUUCAUAAAUUGAUAUUUUCUUUGUCUGGUUACUCUUUUCAGAAUUUAUUCUUAUUCUAACCCUAGACUUUUCACUAAUCAAGUGUUGC
Molecule: messenger RNA, 2860 nt
Organism: Schistosoma bovis
Lineage: Eukaryota; Metazoa; Platyhelminthes; Trematoda; Strigeidida; Schistosomatidae
Source: the annotation of a GenBank genome assembly